CCAACCCCAACAAUCCCUGCACGCGUCCCCCACGCCCUCGCUAGCGAUUCACCGUGUUCUCAUCCCAGCUCUAUAUAAACCAGCACAAAAACCCUCGAAACCCUCAGUGCAAAUCACCGUCGCGUCUUUUGCCCUCCUCCUUUUUUUUCCGAAAGGCUUCGUGGUCACCGAACCUUUUCUGAUCUCUGUUGACACCCACCCUUUGCAUGUACUCGAAUCAGCUCGGGUCAACACAUAAUCCUCACCGCGGCUCCAAGCACACUGCAGCGAGCGCGCUAAUAUCCCAUUAAAUUUCUCCUUGCUCUGUCGUUCAACUUUUUUUACAAUCAAUUUCCACCCUAUCCCCGCUCGCUCUUCCCGCUCCGCUCUUCAAACCCGCAUACCAAUCACACCAUGGCUCCGAACACCUCCGGUGACGUCUCGCCUUCCAACUCGUCGAUCAUAGACGGCCCGCUCAACCUCCCGAUCCAUCCUACCGCCGCUCGGCGCCCCGCCGAUCUCGUUACCGUCCAAGGUGCGAACACCGUCUACUCGGACGAGUUCAUUACCUCCAAGUACGAGAACCGUGGCGCGGACGUCGUGGUCAAGGAGGAGGGCCGCUAUGUCGUCAAACCUACCAUCGACCCCUUCGAAUUCAGGACCCAACGCAAGGUCCCGAAGACUGGGUUGAUGAUGGUCGGUAUGGGAGGCAACAAUGGCACGACCCUCGCCGCCACUAUUCUCGCCAACCGCCACAACAUCGUCUGGCACACCAAGUCCUCCGUCCAACAGCCCAACUACAUCGGCUCCCUUCUCCGCGCCUCUACUAUCCGCCUCGGUCUCGAUGCCACCACCGGCAAAGACAUUCACGCUCCUCUCUGCGAGCUUCUCCCCAUGGUCCACCCCAACGACCUCGUCCUCGGUGGUUGGGAUAUCUCCGGUACGCCUAUGCACAAGGCCAUGGCCCGUGCCGCCGUCCUCGACUACGAUCUUCAGCGUCAGGUCGCUCCCUACAUGGAGGAGAUGGGCUCUCCCCUUCCGUCGAUCUACUACCCCGACUACAUCGCGGCGAACCAGAAGGAGAGGGCGGAUAACGUUCUCCCGGGCGAGAACAAAGCGGAGCACUUGGAGAAGGUCAGGAGCGAUAUCAGGCAGUUCAAGGAGAGGAACGGAUUGGACCAGGUCAUCGUGUUCUGGACGGCCAACACGGAGAGGUACAGCGACAUCGUACCCGGCGUGAACGACUCCGCGGACGGGAUACUUGCCGCGAUCAAGUCUUCUCACGCUGAGGUCGCUCCGUCUACCGUCUUCGCCGUCGCUUCCAUUCUCGAGGGCGCUCCUUUCAUCAACGGCGCCCCGCAGAACACGUUCGUCCCCGGUGUGGUCAAGUUGGCGGAGAGGCACGGGUCGUUCAUUGGUGGUGAUGAUUUGAAGAGCGGGCAGACGAAGUUGAAGAGCGUGCUUGCGGAGUUCUUGGUCAAUGCGGGGAUCAAGCCGUUGAGCAUCGCGAGCUAUAACCAUCUCGGGAACAACGACGGGUGGAAUUUGAGCUCCGAGAGGCAGUUCAAGUCUAAGGAGAUUUCGAAGAGCAGUGUAGUGGAUGAUAUGGUGGCGGCAAACUCGUUGCUGUACAAGACGAAGGAGCAGAUGAUCGCUGAAGGUGCUGUGGCUAAGGAUGGCAAGGCGGUCAAGGGUGAACACCCUGAUCACAUCGUCGUCAUCAAGUACGUUCCAGCCGUCGGCGACUCCAAGCGCGCCAUCGACGAGUACUACUCCGAGAUCAUGGGCGGUGGUCGUUCCACCAUCAGCAUCUUCAACGAGUGCGAGGACUCCCUCCUCGCCACCCCCUUGAUCCUGGACUUGACCAUCCUCGCCGAGCUCCUCACUCGUAUCCAGUACCGUCCGGGCGGUGCUAACGCCGGCCAGAGCGACUUCAAGCCUCUUUACCCCGUGUUGAGCUUGCUCUCGUACAUGCUCAAGGCCCCGCUCGUCAAGCCUGGCACGGACGUCGUCAACUCGCUCUCGAGGCAGAGGAACGCGCUCGAGACUUUCCUCAAGGCCUGCGUCGGCUUGGAGGGAAGCAGCGACUUGUUGCUCGAGACGAGGAUCUGGUAAUGAUCUAAAUUCGCCCUCUAACUUUCUUCUUGAACGAACGCGCAAAGACGCGAAAUGUCUCUCACCUAUCUUUUCCCCUCGUCUUCGUCCUACCAAACUGUGUUCGCCGUUACCCAUCAUACCCGCCCAUUUCGAAGGUCUUCAACGCCCGGGCUGCUUAGAUUCUUUCUUUCUCUGUGCCGUUUGCGUGUGUAGACAGUAGAGUUAGAUUGGGUUCUCAACAACCUUGGGGUUCUGUGCAAUGCAUUUGUCGUAUUCGUGAUC
This is a messenger RNA of Stereum hirsutum FP-91666 SS1, 2358 nucleotides long. RefSeq names its product inositol-3-phosphate synthase. The transcript is spliced from 5 exons. The record is from RefSeq and is a predicted model, not a curated record. Gene Ontology annotation, molecular function: inositol-3-phosphate synthase activity. The coding region runs from base 394 to 2094 and encodes 566 amino acids. Lineage: Eukaryota; Fungi; Basidiomycota; Agaricomycetes; Russulales; Stereaceae. Gene Ontology annotation, biological process: inositol biosynthetic process; phospholipid biosynthetic process. Gene Ontology annotation, cellular component: cytoplasm.